CGGGGGAGGGGCGAGCGCGGAGCCUGCCCGGCCCGGCUCGGCGCAGCACGGCACGGGCUCCUCCGGGACGAGCCGCUCCCGCCUCGCAGCAGCGCAGUUGGGCCGGAACCGGGCCGAGAGCGGCGGCAGGAGCGGGACUUUGCCCCAGACAGGGCCGGUACUGAGGCGCGCGCAGGCCGAAAGCCGCCGGCUCCGCAGCCGAGCGGACCGAGCCCACCCGGGGCCUCGCCGGCAGGCCGGGCCGCCGCGCCCCGCUCUAGCUCGGGCCGAAGCGGGACAGGCGGAGCGGCGGGGCAUGGACUUCUGGGCCUAAAGGCGGCGGCGGCGGCAGCGGGGCGGCCGCCUUUCCCGACCCCCCCGCGGGCGAGCCGGCGGGCGGGGGGUCGGGGCAGGCCGGCAGCGGGACAUGGGCCCCUGCGCGGCGGCCCUCAGGACACCGGCAGCUGGCGGGGCGCGCCGCCCGCCCCCCGCGGGCCUGAGGCCGUAAACAGCGGCGGGGAGCGGGGACCCCGCGCCCGGCGGACACCCCCUCCUGCCGAGAGCUAGCCGGGCCGGGGGCGUGCGGCCCCGUGAGCAGCGGCCCCGCUCCGACGCGUCCCGGCUGUUGCUGGCCUGCCGCCUGCUCGUGCACCGGGGGUUCCCCUCCACGCCGGAGCUCCGGACCGGUGAGGAUUGGUUGCUUCGGAAGAUUUUCGGCCCGCGCUACUUUUCCCCUCUUCCCUAGGGCUUAAGGGAGCAUCGAGGGGAACAGCUUGGUUUUGGGUUUUUUUUUCUCCUGUUUUGUUUUGUUUUUGUUUUGUUGGAGUUUUUCUUGAACAGUCUCCCACACCCCACUUCCGUGGUCUGGAUAUUCUAGGUGACUGCAAGACGAGUUUUGAAGUUGUUCUGGACUUUUUUUUCCUUCCCCCUGCCCUUGAACUGAAUUUGUGCAUGCCUCUUCUGGAGCAAGGCUGGAUCCUGAACCUCAGUGCAUGUGGGGUCAAAGCCUCAAUAAUAUUCCUGCAGUAAUAGUAAAAUGUAAAUUGGAUAAUACGACUUCUUGCCAAAGGCUCCAAUGAGUGGCACACAGUCCACAAUCACGGACAGGUUUCCUCUCAAAAAACCUACAAGACACGGCAGCAUUCUGAGCAGAGAGUCUCCAGCUGACAAGAAACAGAAGGUUGAACGCUGCAGUAGUACACACGACUUUGAUCCGACAGAUAGCUCCUCCAAGAAGACAAAGUCUAGCUCGGAGGAGAGUAGAUCCGAGACGUAUGGUCUUGUUCAACGAUGUGUUGUUAUCCAACGGGAUGAAAACGGAUUUGGGCUGACAGUCAGUGGAGACAAUCCAGUCUUCGUGCAGUCUGUCAAAGAAGAUGGAGCAGCCAUGCGGGCUGGAGUGCAAACAGGUGAUAGGAUUAUCAAGGUGAAUGGCACUCUUGUAACACACUCAAACCAUUUGGAGGUGGUAAAGCUGAUCAAGUCGGGUUCCUAUGUAGCUCUCACUGUCCAGGGGCGCCCACCGGGUUCACCCCAGAUUCCAUUAGCUGAUUCUGAAGUGGAUCUGGCAGCGUUUGGUCAUAUGCCUCCCAUCAUGACAUCUCCCUACUUGCCUGGCACAUCAGGAAAUGCAGAAAGGAUUACUAGCCCAGUGCUUGUGGGGGAGGAGAAUAAUAUUGUCCACAACCAGAAGGUGGAGAUUCUGAGAAAGAUGCUACAGAAGGAGCAGGAGCGGCUGCAGUCUCUGCAAGAAGAGUACAGCCGAUCACCCACAACACGACUGCUCAAAGAGAUACAGGAAGCCAAGAAGCACAUUCCUCAGCUGCAAGAGCAGCUGUCCAAAGCUACAGGCUGUACUCAGGAUGGAGUCUUGUCCUCCAGGUCUGUGACAGAAUCGCUGCAGAUGAGCGAAGUGGAGGCAGAGAGCGGGGAUUGCGUGAGCAAACUGGACUACAGUGGUGAUAGUCCCUCCCGCCCAAACAGUGACAUUGCUGAUAGUCCUCGCAGUGCCUUGAAGGAGCGGAUUUAUCCAGAUGAGAGCCCAGAAAAGACUGAAGUUCAAGAUACUGAUUCCCAGUCCAGUGUUGGAAGUCCUUUAUCCCGAGUGGGACCUCAGAUCAUUGGAGCAGAAGAUGAUGACUUUGACACUGAACAGGAGCAGAUUAAUGGACAAUGCAGCUGUUUCCAAAAUAUUGAGCUCCUGAAGUCUCGCCCAGCUCACCUGGCUGUUCUGCUGCAUCAUGUAGUGUCCCAGUUUGACCCUGCAGCAUUGUUGUGCUACCUGUACACAGACUUGUACAAGCAGACCAACUCCAAAGAGACUCGGCGUGUCUUCCUUGAGUUUCACCAGUUCUUCUUAGACCGAGCUGCAAACCUAAAAGUUCCAGUUCCAGAUGAAAUCUCCUUAGAACUAGACAGGAGAAGGCCAGAACUCCUUCCUGAAGAGCUUCAUCGCCAGUUUAUACAAACUAUGCAAGAUAAAGUCUGUCCAGAAGUUCAGAGGAAUCUGGAAGAUUUCAGGCAGAAACGUAGUAUGGGAUUGACCCUGGCAGAGGGAGAGCUCAGCAAGCUGGAUGCAGAGAGAGUUCGUGACCGGAACGCGGUGGAAAAGGAAAGAGCAUGUGCAGAACAGAUUAUUGCUAAAAUUGAGGAAGUCUUGAUGACAUCUCAGCCUUUGGAAGAAGACAAGAGUUCCACAAUGCAGUAUGUGAUUCUCACUUACAUGAAACACCUGGGAGUCAAGGUUAAAGAACCUCGCAACCUGGAGCAGAAGCGCGGCCGUAUUGGUUUCUUGCCAAAGAUCAAGGUACAAAGUAUCAAGAAAGAGAAAGAAGGAGAGGAAAAAGGAAAGAGAAGAGGCUUUCCUAAUAUUCUGGGCCCACCAAGGAGACCGAGUCGCCAUGACAGCGGUGCAAUUGGCAGAGCCAUGGAAAUGCAGAAGCCUCGCCAUCCAAAGCACUUGCCUACUGCAUCUUCUGUUAGCCCGGAGCCGCCAGAUUCUAGCAAGAUACGCCAGAGCGGGUCCUCCAGUGAUGGAACAGAUGCCCCAUACCCACCUGCCAACCCAAUGUCUCCAUUGGCAGUGGGUCCCUUUUCCUCUCCAGAGGGAAGCAAGGACACUGAAACAGGUUUGAAGCAGACUGGGGAAGCUCCACCUGCAACUGACUGUAUGGAAGGCACACCCCGCACACCUAAUAAUACCUUUGAAUUCCCAUCUCCUUUGGAAAACUUGCAGGAGGAGGAGGGAGAAUCAGAGAGAGUGGUUGACAUGGGAACACCAAAGUCUUUUCGCAAGGUGGACAGUGUUGGCUUCUCAGAUGUACAAAGUGAAGAUGAGCUGUAUGAUUUUGACAUGGACACAGACCCUCCCAACUGGCAGCAGCUUGUGAGCCGGGAAGUGUUGAUGGGGCUGAAACCCUAUGAAAUCAAGCGCCAAGAAGUAAUUAAUGAGUUGUUUUACACCGAGAGAGCUCACGUCCGCACGCUGAAGGUUCUGCAUAACGUCUUCUACCAGCGUGUCACCAGGGAGGGGAUCCUGAACUCCAGCGACAAGCGGAAAAUCUUCUCAAAUCUGGAGGACAUCCUUGGGCUUCAUGUUGUGUUGAAUGAUCAGAUGAAAGCUGUCCGGAAGAGGAACGAGACUUCUGUUAUUGGUCAAAUUGGGGAAGACUUGCUGUCCUGGUUUAGUGGACCAGCAGAGGAGAAGCUGAAACAGGCAACCGCCACAUUCUGCAGUAACCAGCCCUUUGCUCUAGAGGUCAUCAAGUCACGCCAGAAGAAGGACUCUCGCUUCCAGACUUUUGUGCAGGAUGCUGAGAGUAACCCACUGUGUCGCCGGCUGCAGCUGAAGGAUAUCAUUCCCACAGAGAUGCAGAGGUUGACAAAGUACCCCCUUCUGCUGGAUAACAUCGCUAAGUACACAGAACUGCCUGAAGAGAAAGAGAAAGUGAAGAAAGCAGCAGAUCAUUGUCGUCAGGUCCUUAACCACGUGAACCAGGCUGUCAAAGAAUCUGAGAACAAGCAGCAUUUGGAAGACUAUCAGCGUCGUCUCGACCUGUCCUACUUGAAGCAGUCUGAGGAUCCCAUGAUGGACGAGUUCAGGAACUUGGAUCUAACAAAGAGAAAAAUGCUUCAUGAAGGACCACUGACUUGGAAGGUUAAUCGUGACAAAACUAUUGAUCUCUACACUCUGCUUCUGGAGGACAUUCUGGUGCUGUUGCAGAAACAAGAUGAUAAACUGGUACUGAAGUGCCAUAGUAAAAUCUUGGCCUCGACAGCUGACAGUAAACACACUUUCAGCCCUAUCAUCAAAUUGAACACCGUUCUGGUUCGUCAGGUGGCAACAGAUAACAAAGCUUUCUUCGUCAUCUCCAUGUCAGAAAAUGGUGCUCACAUUUAUGAGCUGGUGGCACAGACUGUUUCAGAAAAGAAUGUAUGGCAGGACCUUAUAGCUCAGAUGGCAGGGACUGUAAAAAUGGGGAGUAGCAGAAGAGUGAUUCCAUUACCACAGUCAGGACCGGGCGAAGAAGAGCGUGAAGAAGAAGAGCAGCAGAAGCUCAAAGAGCAGCAUGACAUUCCUGCCAGUAGUCUACAAAGUCCAGAUAAAGAUUUGGGCCUUGAAUCUCCCUUAAUACUGAAUACUCAGUCUUCUUCACCCAUCAUGUCUGAAAAGUCCAAGGUAGAAAGUCUUCUUGUGUCAGAAAGACAGUUUGAUAAAGUGCAGCAGGCAGAGCUGACGCUUAAAGAUUCUUCUGCGUGCUACGGACACACAGCCACCAGUUUACCUUCAGUAUCAGAAGGACAGUGGGCCCUGGAUGCAUUAAGGAACUUGGGCUUGCUGAAGCAACUGUUGGUCCAGCAGCUUGGCUUCUCUGAGAAGGGCAGCCUGGAAGACCGGCAGCGCUUUCCCAGGUUUAGAACCGUCUCUCAAGAAGCCCAAACGGAGAGUGGAAGUGAUCCUGGACUACAGCACUCCGACAACAACAAAUGUCAGCAGCCUGCAACAGAGGAAACGCCGCUGAGAAGCGGAGCUGACGAGUCCACAGGUAGUUCUGGCCUCCGGACUUCAGCUGAGUCGCCAGGCUCAGGGGAUGCCACGCAGCUGGCGGGCAGAGACCCCAGGUCCAGCGGUAACUUAGCGAUGGAGCGCCUGAGCGUGACCCUGGAGGGCUCGGCUGCAGAGCUGGAAGGGCUGGCUCCUGAUGAGAGCGGGGAGCAUUUUUUUGAUGCUCGAGAAGCUCACAGUGAUGAGAAUCCAUCUGAAAGUGAACUAAUGGAAAGGAAGGAGGAAGAGGAUGUGCAAAUACGGAUCUCAGGAAAUUAUUUGAUCCUUGAUGGGUAUGGAACAGUGCAGGAGAGCUCCACGGAUGAGGAGAUUUCGUCUCUGGUCCUUCAGUGCACUGCGGGUGGCCGCGCCUCUUUGGACUCUGCACAGCAGCAGCCACUUUCCCCACGGGACACCCAGUCGGAUGGAGGGAGCUCCCCGUUUGCUGAGGAGAUGAUGGCCUCCCGCUGGGGGGGAGUGGAAGAGUCCUGCUCCUUUGUAGCAAGCCCUCACUUCUCUCUAGAGUCACGCGUGCAGAUGAUGCAGUACAUUCAGAAGAUAGAGGAUGACCUUGAGAAGUUAAAGGAGGUUGAGGAAGACUACACCAUUCUCCGACGCCAAGGGCUGGCUGGCUCAGCCUCCACAGGAGAGCACUCAGACAAAAGCUAGUCGUGCUUUCAGGAGCGGCUGAAGACUGGAUGAAGAGCAUCAGGACACAGCACCCACUGUCUUCUUUGUGGACUCUGAGACGGGAGGGUUUGGACCAUCCAAACGUGAACUAUACUCUAGCAAAGCAGGCAUGGGGUGCUUUUGCUGUGGGGCAGCUGCACUAUCUUGUCAGUGAGGGAGUCUCUUUUAUUCUGCUCCUCUCCUUGCUACCAGUAAUUCAUUUUUUCAGAACAGAAAAACCAAACCAAAUGUACAGAGCUUUGGGUGUAGGAUAUAAAAAUGUAUUUAGACAUUUAAAAAGAAAAAUCAAUGUAUUUAUUUGACUUCAUUCCUUGUAUCAAAAGCACAUUUUAAUUUUUUAAUCUGCCUUUUUUUGUUCUAGUUUAAUUGGGUAGUGACAGUUCUAGCCCUCUGCAUAUAGCACACCCUGCCUACCACUGCUCCUGAACCAAAGGUCAGGGCUGAGGGGAGAGGAUGUGCCUAUGUGCAAGUGUAUCUUCAGUGGACUGGACUCUGCACUCCCUGCUUGCAAUCGAACUGCCAUGUGAAGAGCUACUUAGGAAGGUGUUGGGAUGGCUUGUGGCUGGAACUAUCUGUAUUCAACAAUUGCAUGGGAACUGCUCAUGUACACCACACGUGUCACAAGAAUUUUCCAUGCACUGAAGAGCCAGGCACUUGAGAUGGGCAAAUUUUCUUGUUCCCCUCUCCCAUUAGAGGUUUCCUUUGUUGAUGUGCAAGAUCAGACUGGGAGAGCAGAAAGAUAGGUUUAAUUUUUUCUUGACUUUGUUGGCUUUGAUCAUUGUCUCCUUUGUAAAGUGAUAAAAAUACUUGGACCUGCAGCACUUUUGUAACUCUUCUCUGGAUCAAAAAGAAAAAAAAAAAAUGCAAACCCAGAAGUGUUUCAAAGAUGUGGGGCAGAUCUGUCCCUGAUUCACUACUGAAUGGAUAAGGGCUGCCAUUGGAGUUAGCCACAGGUACUGCUGAUUAUAGGGCCAGUAAGUUUUAGUACCUGAAAGUAUGUCUUGCUGAGGGUUUGGGACGGGGUUUGGGCUUUUUUUGGGGGUGGAGUGGAUUGGUAUUGGGGGUUUUCUUUUGGUUUUAAAAAAACCUGCUUUGUGCCAAUGUGUUCUUACAGGAGCAGAGGUGUGUGAAACGAAGGCUAAACCAACUCUCUAGUACUUCCUUAGGCCUCUCCUAAUGGGUGUUGCUGUCGGAAUUUCUUCCAGUCUGGGAACAAGAUGGUAAAAAUCAGACUACCAGCAGAGCUAACACUGGACAGCCUAGGCAGGCUGUGCCUCUGCUCUGAGGUUGGGCUUAGGGCAGGCAGUUUCUGCUUGGCAUAGGCUGGUUCAAGCUGUGCCUGUGAACAGGGCUGCUAAUGGAAAGCGUGUCAGGCAGUCUCUCUCUUGCACCCUCUUCCCAGGUUUUAAACUAUUUAAGGAACCCAAACUGAACAGCAUGCCAAACCUGUGAAUAGCUUUAGCACCUCAGAACUCUGUAGCAUUCUUUGCAUCACUGCAUGCAUCGUGAAGCGCUGAGAACCUGUCUUUGGUCAGCAUAAAGGUCAUAUGUGCUGCUGCUUAAAAACAAAUGUGUUCUCUUUGGCUGCUGCCAAGAAAUCAGAUCUUGCCUUCAUCUACUCACAUAGGAAAAAAAACAGUUCUUGUUCUUCUCAUUAGAAAUAUGCAAGUGAUAGGUUCCUGUAAAAACUGACAGAGGUUGAGCAGAGGUGGUCUUGGUCCUGGUGUGAAAGCUGGAGCCGUGAGCCCUUACGGAGCAGGGGGGAGUUUCUCUUGUUUUAAGAGCCAGUUGCACAAAGUAUCAUUUUUCACCAGUGGAUCAUUGCACUGCCAACAGAAGCCAAAGUGCUCUCUUCCAGGCUGGCAGGAGCUUCCUCUUUGGAACACACCAAGGCCUGUCCUCUUGCACCUGUGUGAGAAUACUGUCAGUAUUAGCUGAGCACUUCUGUUCUUACAGGGGCGGGAUAUCCACGUCUCACCCUCAGCCAUACGGUUCCUUUGAUUAUAAACAUCUCGACUUCUCUGAUAAGCCCCCAAACUAGAAAGCUGUCUCAUGCUGAUGUGGCACCUUUUACCUGAUUCAGCCAGAAAGAGAACUGUGCUGUAGCCAUGCUUGGUGUUUAAAGGCCUUUCUCUGCCUCAACUCCCCUUCAUCAGUUGGCGUGAUACUUGCCUGGAUCCACACACUCCAGAAACAGGAGCAGUUACAAUGACUUGAGCUAUCCAAAAGCUUUCCAGCAGGCUGCUAAUUGCAAAUCACCACUGAACUCUGUUAGAGUGUAGUCUGGCUUUUCAUGAGUGUGCUGGAAGACCAGCAGGGACAGGAUCUGUGCAGGCCUGGUUGCUUAAAACUCUUUCCUUGUGACUGAAGACAAAGUCCUUGUUUCUCUGGCUUUCUCCAGGUUGCAUGAUGUUAAGGCUCACGGUGAGCAGCAUACUGCACAAGAAGCAUAUAGCUGUUGGGAUAGGCAAAGGGAGCAACCUGCCAGUGCUGCCUCUGGUUUUGUCACCUUUGCAUAAGCAUUUUGCAGUAUCAUCCAGAGCAGCAGAUCACAGAGGGCUUUAAGGGAGGAGAGAAGACCAACCCAUUUGAACCCAGUUUUGUGGACAAUAUAAAUGGCACAUCAUGCUCUGUCCUUUUUGGUUUUUGUUUCAGCUGGUUUUCCUCUGCUACAAAUAGGACAUUACUCCUCUAGAAGAAUAAUGGUGAGGUCCAUUAUCUUCUGAGAGCAGUAACCUGAAAUGAUGGGUGAUUCCUUUUAUCCUCUCUAGCACAUCUACUGUAUGGCACACCUCAGGCCGUGUCUCACUGUGUAGAAGGAGCUGGAACUCAAAUGCACUAUUCAGGAUUCUCACUUUAGUUUCCAUCCCCCCCUUUUAAGCCAUAAGAUUACUCUUGUAAAAUUCCUAUUUCCACUGUAAGGAAGCAUUUUAAUUUGCCCCUGGUUGGUAGUUAAUUGAUUGCACAUUCCCUCACUCAAAGUGGACAGCAGAGCAGGACAAUGUUCUCUGGUUUAUUUGUCCCAGCCUCUUCUCUCCAGUGCUGUGGUUGGAGUUUUUUUUCCCCAAAUAAAAGCUGAGCAAGGGUUUCUUACCUUAGAAACAAAGAUGUGUAGCAACCAUUCUUGCAUAUCCUGCUGGGAAGUGGUUUCUCUAUUAAAAGAUACAGUUCAUGGACAAGCAAACAAGUCAGGCAGGUACUUUCUGGAAUGGGGAAUUUCCUUCUCCUGUAGAAGAGCAAAUACUAGGCUGGUGUUUGAUUACUCUGUUUUCCUGAACAUACCUUGUCUGUAGGGAGGAGAGAUUUCUUCAACAUCCUUUAGUUGGGGUCAGAAAGAAGGAUGAGGAAUGUAAACCUCAAGAGCUACGAAGCCUAGGUGGUUUUGGUCAGCUUUCAGACAGCACUAUGCCUAUUUCUAGUGUUUCCAUAAAACCUGUGAUUUACAGCCACUGUCCCUGUUGUUAGAAGAUGGGUCUGGUGCUUCAGCAGGUGACCCUGGGUUAUAAUCUCAGCACUUGAUGGUAUCUGGUAUUGUUUGCUCCCUCUGUUCCCCAAAGAAGUCACUUAAUUCCCUCCCCUUCCCCCAAAGGUGCCAACUGACAAGCAGAUGUACUGCAAAAGGGAUACUGCAGCCAAAACACUGCUGUUUUACUUUAAGUCUUGUGGAGCUCUCUUCAUACUAGAGUAUUUUUAUUUUCUUUGUACAACAUACAAUCAUGUACUCUUAACAGAGAUUUACUUUAAAGAGAAGAAAGAAAAAUCUGGAAGUAUUCUUUAAAAAAAUACACAAAAAUCUUUAUUAAUAAUCCUGUAUUUUUACUGAUCAUGUUUGAAUGUCUAAAAAGACUUUAUUGUUCUAAUUAUCCAGAUGUAUGUUUGUAAAAUAGCUCUUUUAUGACUUAGCUGAUAAGGUUGUAUGUUUCUGGAAUUAAAUAUUGGUCACUUAAAAAAAAAAUCUGUUUUCAGGAUCUGGGAAAUAGAAAAUUAAAGCGUUUCAAAUAUCAUUAAAUAAGCUUAAAGGAAA
Messenger RNA from Colius striatus (speckled mousebird), 9737 nucleotides. RefSeq names its product Rho guanine nucleotide exchange factor 12 (gene ARHGEF12). Lineage: Eukaryota; Metazoa; Chordata; Aves; Coliiformes; Coliidae. Gene Ontology annotation, biological process: Rho protein signal transduction; G protein-coupled receptor signaling pathway. The record is from RefSeq and is a predicted model, not a curated record. The coding region runs from base 1055 to 5692 and encodes 1545 amino acids. Gene Ontology annotation, cellular component: cytoplasm. Gene Ontology annotation, molecular function: G protein-coupled receptor binding; GTPase activator activity; guanyl-nucleotide exchange factor activity. The transcript has 41 exons.